AUGGCCAGUACUACUGAUAAGGUUGCUACUGAUAAGGUUGCUACUGAUAAGGUUGCUACUGAGGAGAUUGUCGAAUUCAUUUCAGGUGACAUCCUCUCUGAAGAUGGGCGGGAGGAUUUUGUCCAGCUGGAGGCGCAGAUGCGUAAAGGGAUGGAACAUGGCAACGGUGUAACCGACAAUGAUGUUGCCGACGGUGGUGUGGAUGAAGAACAAGAACAAGAACAAGCCGUUGCCGUUGCCGUUGCCCGUGGUAAUGACGACAUGCAAAUUGAUGACCUGGAUGACGAGUCUGAUGGGCAAGAGGGGGAUCUCCGCAUUGAGUACGCCAAAGCCAAGGGUCUGUUCAAGUUGACGAAGAAGACGAAUUCCCGCCGAAUCAACGUGAAGAAUCCUGCCGCAGUUUGGGAAGUGAUGUACCUCAUUGAGAUUCGAAAGAAGACUGACUGGAGUGAGGUUGAAAGACUGGACCCACAAGCCAAAAAGAAACUUUGGGAUGCGGAAACUGCUAAAAAGCCCUGUGUUGCAUGCCUUGUUUGUUUCAAGCUUUCAGUCGUCACCGUCAGCUAA
Molecule: messenger RNA, 567 nt
Organism: Seminavis robusta
Lineage: Eukaryota; Bacillariophyta; Bacillariophyceae; Naviculales; Naviculaceae
Source: the annotation of a GenBank genome assembly